Postia placenta MAD-698-R-SB12 is the source of this 1056-nucleotide messenger RNA. RefSeq lists its product as hypothetical. Bases 1 to 1056 code for a protein of 351 amino acids. The record is from RefSeq and is a predicted model, not a curated record. Gene Ontology annotation, molecular function: ATP binding; MAP kinase kinase activity. The transcript has 6 exons. Gene Ontology annotation, biological process: MAPK cascade; cellular hyperosmotic response; protein phosphorylation. NCBI's taxonomy places the organism in Eukaryota, Fungi, Basidiomycota, Agaricomycetes, Polyporales, Adustoporiaceae.
AUGCAACCUGACUGGACUGGAAUGUUCGGGACCGGUAGCGAUCCGUCCGGAGCGCUCAACUUCAGCGGGAAGGCCGUGCUGCACGCGCAGGGCGUCAACUUCAGCAAUGGCUCGUCUUUUUCCAUCAGUAUGUCGCAGCUACAGCUCGAGGACGAGCUCGGCAAGGGCGCGUACGGGACUGUUAAGAAGGUUCUGCAUAAGCCCACGAAUGUCGCGAUGGCCAUGAAGGAAAUUCGACUGGAGCUCGAUGAGUCGAAGCUAAACGCAAUAAUCAUGGAGCUUGAUAUUCUUCAUCGAGCCAUAUCUCCAGAGAUUAUUGAGUUUUACGGCGCAUUCUUCAUCGAAUCUUGCGUUUAUUACUGCAUGGAGUACAUGGACGCGGGCUCGCUUGACAAACUGCAAGGCGCGGGCGUGCCGGAGGAUGUUCUCGGGCGUAUUAGUGGGAGCAUGGUCCGAGGGCUAAAGUUCUUGAAGGAUGAAUUACAAAUAAUCCAUCGCGAUGUGAAGCCGACGAACGUGCUGGUGAACUCGAAAGGUGAAAUCAAGCUAUGUGACUUUGGUGUAUCUGGGCAGCUUGAGAAGUCGCUAGCGAAGACGAAUAUCGGGUGCCAGAGCUACAUGGCGCCGGAGCGGAUUAAAGGCGAGUCGCAGAAUAACGUCGGCACGUAUACCGUCUCCUCCGACGUCUGGUCGUUGGGCCUCUCGAUGAUCGAGAUGGCGAUAGGCCGGUAUCCGUACCCGCCGGAGACGUACGCCAACGUAUUCGCCCAGCUCACUGCCAUCGUGCACGGGGAUCCUCCCGAGCUUCCAGACACGUACUCGGAGGAUUGCAGAGACUUCGUCAAUCGGUGUUUGCACAAAGUGCCUGAGAUGCGGGCAACGUACGCGGAGUUGCUGGACCACCAGUUCAUGCGACAAGAUCGAGAUCGCCAGGUUGACAUGCCGAAAUGGGUUGUUGGCGCGCUAGACUAUCGCAAGCGGAAACAUGCAGAGGACCGCCAAAAGAAGCUACUGCUGCAGGACGGCAGCACCUCCGCCCCGCCAGGAACAUCGUAA